Messenger RNA from Otolemur garnettii (small-eared galago), 1638 nucleotides. It is a transcript of the gene GPR146, whose product is annotated as G protein-coupled receptor 146. Gene Ontology annotation, cellular component: membrane. Gene Ontology annotation, biological process: G protein-coupled receptor signaling pathway. The transcript is spliced from 2 exons. The record is from RefSeq and is a predicted model, not a curated record. Lineage: Eukaryota; Metazoa; Chordata; Mammalia; Primates; Galagidae. Gene Ontology annotation, molecular function: G protein-coupled receptor activity. The coding region runs from base 231 to 1232 and encodes 333 amino acids.
UUGUGACUGAACUUCUCAGGCAUAACACCCAUCAGGAGUGGCACAGGGACCUAAGGCAGGCCACCACAGCCUGCACCCAGCCUGCCCCAGGGAGCCACACUCCGGAUCUGACAGCACCGCCCAAACAGAACCUCCAGCUUCUUGAAACUGGCUGUAAACAGAGAGAGGGAGGAGCCGCUGUGCCUGCCAAGCAAGGCAGGAACCUUAGUAGUGGAGCCUCACAGGCCACCAUGUGGGGCUGCAGCUGGCUCAAUGGGACAGGCAGGGGUGAGGAGCUGCCUGUCUGCCAGGACUUGCAGCUUGGGCUGUCUGUGCUCUCACUGCUCUGCCUGGCUGCAGGUGUCCCCGUCGGCCUCUGCUACAACAGCCUGCUGGUGCUGGCCAACCUGCACAGCAAGAGCAGCAUGACCAUGCCAGAUGUGUACUUCGUCAACAUGGCUGUGGCAGGCCUGGUCCUCAAUGCCCUGGCUCCCGUGUGCCUCCUUGGCACUCCUGGCUCAGGAUGGGUCCCAUGGAAUGUCAGCAGUGAGGCACACAUUGCACUGCUGAUCCCAUUCAACGUGUCCUCCCUGGUGGUCACAUACUCCACCACCCUGCUCAGCCUUGACCACUACAUUGAGCGGGCACUGCCACGGACCCACAUGGCCAGUGUGCACAACACCCGGCAUGUGUGUGGCUUUGUCUGGGGCGGGGCUCUGCUGACCAGCUUUUCCUCAUUGCUCUUCUACGUCUGCAGUCGUGUGUCCUCCCGGGUCCUGGAGUGUGCCAAGAUGCAGAGUGCGGAGGCGGCUGAUGCCAUUCUGGUGCUCAUCGGCUAUGUGGUGCCUGUGCCGGCUGCCCUGUAUGCACUGGUGCUCAUCUCACGCAUCCAGAAGGCAGACACACCCCUUGACCAGGACACAGGGAGGCUAGACCCCUCAGCACACAGGCUCCUGGUGGCGACUGUGUGCACACAGUUUGGGCUCUGGACGCCUCACUACCUGACCCUUCUAGGGCACACAGUCCUGGUCUCUCAUGGGAAGCCAGUGGACGCUCACUAUGUGGGGAUAGUGCACCUUGCACAGGAUUUAUCAAAGCUCCUGGCCUUCUCAAGCAGCUUUGUGAUGCCUCUUCUUUACCGCUACAUGGACAAAAGCUUCCCCAGCAAGCUCAGGCGGCUGAUGAAGAAGCUGCACUGUGGGCACCAGCACUGCUCCCCAGACCCCACAGGGCUCCAGCAGGUGCUGACGUAGGCAGUCUGGGACAGGUGAUCGAUCCCCCCACUUAUUACCCCCAGGACAUAAACUGGAGUUCCUAUGGAUGUGUGGCUCUUUGCUAACCUGGACACCACAGCCUGUUCUUCCCAGAAAGAGACACACCAACACAAGAAGAACACAGGGUGUUUUUCUUGAGGUUUUCUAUGUUUUUCCCCAGAAGGCCGCUCUUAAUCCAAGGCUGUGUUGUUCAAAGCAACAGAGGCCUGGUGUGAAGAAUCAGCUGCGUCCUUAUUAACUCCCCUCCUCUCUCCACGAGCUGUGUGUGUGUUGUUCCCACACACACCUGCGAGGCCCAAGCCCGACAAUGUGUUCUCCAGCAGCCUCCCCAGUGUCAGGCUUCCAUGAAGUGAUAAAAAUCUAAAGCCACUAUUUAUACUUUGAA